AUGGAAGACGUGGGAUACGUGGCGGAUAAGGCAGCAUGGAUAGCCAUUUUGACAAGAGGCGGGCAAUGGACACCCUUAUUGGAGGGCAAUCUGCGCAAAAUCCUCGGCUAUUCGAUCCUGCAGCAGACGGGACCGAUCAACGUUGCCAGGAUCGCCCAAUUUGUGACUGGCAUUGUGUAUCCUCUGCCCGAUGAUUCAGACCUGAUCCGCGAAGCCCGGUUCGGCUAUCACUUUGUGCGCGGAGCCGCCUCGUCCGGGGCCGCUGCUGCAGAGUCCGGCACCAGUGAGGGGACAAUACGAUCUUUCCGGAUGCUGCAAAAGUCGGGGGCAGAGACAGCGGCGCUAGUCAAGGAGGCUGUCGACAUUCUUGCCUCUCAAUUCACAAAGAUACUCCGUCUUGAGACCGAGAUGGGACCUGCCAAGUCGCUCAUGGCAUCCGGGCUGGACUCGCUAGCUGCAGUAGAACUGCGGAACUGGGUGCGCUCCGAGGUCCAGGGCGAAUUGACGACCCUCGAAAUCACCAACGCAAGCUCAUUCUUUGCUCUCGUCGGUAAGCUGCAGAGUGUCUGA
Pestalotiopsis fici W106-1 is the source of this 570-nucleotide messenger RNA. RefSeq lists its product as uncharacterized. The coding region runs from base 1 to 570 and encodes 189 amino acids. The transcript has a single exon. NCBI's taxonomy places the organism in Eukaryota, Fungi, Ascomycota, Sordariomycetes, Amphisphaeriales, Sporocadaceae. The record is from RefSeq and is a predicted model, not a curated record.